This is a messenger RNA of Arabidopsis thaliana (thale cress), 1027 nucleotides long. RefSeq names its product Fcf2 pre-rRNA processing protein. NCBI's taxonomy places the organism in Eukaryota, Viridiplantae, Streptophyta, Magnoliopsida, Brassicales, Brassicaceae. The coding region runs from base 171 to 761 and encodes 196 amino acids. The transcript has 6 exons. Gene Ontology annotation, cellular component: nucleolus. The record is from RefSeq and is marked reviewed.
UAUUUGUGUUUCUCUAAAAGUAAAGUGGUCAAUUAGAUAAUGUACGAAACAAGGUUCCCUUCCUGAAACGCUCAUCAUCAUCAAUCGACGCCGUCCAUUGUCGCACACAGUUCCAUCAAUUAGGGCUUUCGUCAGCCGGAAUCUCCAGAGAACAAAGGCAAUUUACAGUAAUGGCAGAGACUAAACCAUUGAUAGGUCUUACGUGGGAACCAAAGCUUCCAGGCUUAUCCUUAGACACGAAAACAUGUUCCACUUCAAGCAAAAGAGUUGAGAGUCACGAAAGCAGUUCUCUCUGGAUGUCUAAGUCAGAGCUUGUUGAUGGUCUUUGUCUUCCUCCUAAUGAUCCAAAGAAGAUUAAUAAGAUGAUUAGGAAACAAAUCAAAGACACAACUGGUUCAAACUGGUUUGAUAUGCCUGCACCAACAAUGACUCCGGAGUUGAAAAGAGAUCUUCAGUUGCUUAAGUUGAGAACUGUAAUGGAUCCUGCUGUACACUACAAGAAAUCUGUGUCACGGUCAAAGCUAGCUGAAAAAUAUUUCCAGAUUGGUACAGUAAUUGAACCAGCUGAAGAGUUCUAUGGAAGAUUGACUAAGAAGAAUAGAAAAGCAACUCUUGCUGAUGAGUUGGUUUCAGAUCCCAAAGUUUCUCAGUACAGGAAGCGUAAAGUUAAGGAGAUUGAGGAGAAGAGUAGAGCUGUUACAAAUAAGAAGUGGAAGAAAAAGGGAAACCAAACCACGAACAAAAAGCAAAGAAGGAACUGAUUUACUUUUGUUAGAAUAUGAUUAUAGUUUUGGGAUACUUAUUUUCUGUUUUGAUUAGAAUAUUGAUCAUAGUAUCGGGACACACUUUCUGUUGGUGCUAUAGAUUCACCUUACCCUGUAAUGACUCUUGUUGUUUUAUGGGCUUCGAUUAAAGGAUUUCUGUUAUCGGUUAAGCGAUGUUAUUUUGAAAAUGGUGGUUAUGACACAUCAAAACCAAACCAUGUAAAGAGCUACUAACUGUGAAAAUGGUUUAAGCAAGUAAAAAU